UCUCCCCCAGCCUCCUCCCUUCAGAGCCCGGAGUCCGUCCACAGCUGAGCAGCCGCCGUGUUUGUGUCUUUAAAGCGGCUCACCCGGUGCCUUGCUUUACACUGCGAUGUGGGCGUGGUAAAAAAAAAAAUCGCGUUGGAAACCCGGGGCAAAAGCAGUUUCCUGCCUUUUUGGAGCCCCAAACAGCUGGGUUGUUUUUUGGAAAGUGUCGCUGUGUGUGUGUGAGCGAGAUAGAGACAGGCACACAGACAGCGCGAGCCGGCCGUGGCCGUGGGUCUGCGCGAGCCUCUGGCGGCAGCUGUGAGCAGAACGGGCUGGGACGCGGCGCGCUCGGCGCCCCUCAGCCGCAGCAGGGAAGCUUCAAGCAGCGGCCCCGGGAGUCGGCUAGCUCGGGACGUGCUAAAAGGCGGCAGAGCCCCGGGACUGCUCAGAGCUUCACCCCGACGGUUCCCGGGGGCCGCUCCAGGCCUCCGACUGCGAGUGGAUCGUGACUGGUGAAUGCCCCUGGCCGGGGGCUACGGCAGAUACAGCCCCCCUCGGGUGCCUGGGCGAAGAUGAGCGGCGGCGGGGAGGUGGUGUGUGCCGGCUGGCUGAGGAAGUCACCCCCGGAGAAGAAGUUGAGGCGCUAUGCGUGGAAGAAACGUUGGUUCGUUCUUCGCAGUGGGAGGAUGAGUGGGGACCCAGACGUGCUGGAAUAUUACAAAAAUGACCAUUCCAAGAAGCCCUUGAGGGUCAUCAACCUCAGUUUCUGUGAGCAGGUGGAUGCAGGUCUGACCUUCAACAAGAAGGAACUUCAGGAAAGUUUUGUGUUUGACAUCAAGACCAGCGAUCGCACCUUUUACCUGGUAGCCGAGACAGAGGAAGAAAUGAACAAGUGGGUGCAGAGCAUCUGCCAGAUCUGUGGCUUCAACCAGUCGGAUGAGAAUGCAGACUCUCUGAGAAACCUUCCCUCUGUUGGUCAUGGUCCCCGCUCUUCCCCAGCAGAACUCAACAGCUCCAACCCACACCUGCUUCGAGAGCGCAAAUCCUCAGCUCCCUCGCAUUCCAGCCAGCCAACUUUGUUCACUUUUGAAGCCCCAGCAAACCACACGCAGACCACCUUGUCCACCAGUGCCCCCCAGGACUAUCUCUUUCUGCACCAGUGCAUAAGCCGAAGAGCAGAGAACACGAGGAGUGCCAGCUUCUCCCAGGGCACCAGGGCUUCCUUUUUCAUGAGGAGUGACACGGCUGUGCAGAAGCUUGCCCAGGGGAAUGGGCACUGCAUGAAUGGCGUCAGUGGCCAGGUGCACGGCUUCUACAGCCUGCCCAAGCCCAAUCGACACAACUCAGAGUUCCGGGAUAGCGCCUACGACCUCCCUCAGAGCCUGGCCUCCCACCCCACCAGCCACACCAAGGGCAGCCUCACCGGCUCCGAGACAGACAACGACGAGGUGUACACCUUCAAGACUCCCAACAAUACCCUGUGUAGGGAGUUUGGGGACCUCCUGCUGGACAACGUCGAUGCCCCCGGAACCCCACUCUCAGCCUACCAGAUCCCCAGGACGUUCACACUGGACAAGAACCAUAAUGCCCUGGCAGUAGGGCCCUCUGGGGACCCCUCGGUGGCUCCCCCACCUCGGCCCCCCAAGCCAGGCCAGGCAGAGACUCCCCGCUGGGGCAGCCCUCAGCCCCGGACCCAGAAUGGAGAGAGCAGCCGGGUGGUCUCCAUCGCGGCCACCAUCCCUCGACGUAACACUCUCCCAGCGGUGGACAACAGUCGUCUCCACCGAGCCUCUUCCUGUGAGACAUACGAGUAUCCACAAGGUGGCCAGUCUUCAGAGUCUGUCAAUGAUGGAUUUAACUCCUUUGUGACAGGGAAAGCCGCCAUAGGACAUACAGACAGCUCCAAUUCAGAAGAUAAUUAUGUGCCCAUGAACCCCGGGUCCUCCUCCCUGCUGGCCAUGGAGAGAGCUAAUGACAAUUCUCAGAGUGUCUACAUUCCCAUGAGCCCUGGGCCUCAUCACUUUGACCACCUCAGCUUCUCCUCUUCUGCUUUGCCUGUCCAUCGGGGGCCAGGGCGGGGGGGUGAGAUCCAACCUCCCCCCGUCAACCGAAAUCUCAAACCUGAUAGGAAAGCAAAGCCUACUCCUCUGGACUUGAGAAACAACACCGUCAUCGAUGAGCUUCCCUUUAAGUCUCCAGUCACAAAGUCUUGGUCUAGGGCAAUUCACACCUUCAAUGCUAGCUCUUCCCAGUCCUGCCGUCCUGUCUCUACCCAGAGCAUCACCAGCACCGAUUCAGGGGACAGCGAGGAGAAUUAUGUCCCCAUGCAAAAUCCUGUGUCAGCAUCCCCUGUUCCUAGUGGCACAAACAGUCCUGCUCCCAAGAAAAGUACAGGCAGUGUGGACUACUUAGCCUUGGAUUUCCAGCCAAGCUCACCCAGCCCCCACCGAAAGCCAUCUACAUCAUCCAUCACAUCAGAUGAAAAAGUGGAUUACGUGCAAGUGGACAAGGAGAAGACCCAGGCCUUGCAAAGCACCAUGCAAGAGUGGACAGAUGUCCGGCAGUCCUCAGAGCCCAGCAAAGCGGGCAAGCUGUGAAGGGCAGGGCAGGCCCUGAACCCAUGGAAGGGGUCUUCCUGUAGCCGACUUCUUCCUGCUUCCCUUCUUCCCUCCUUGGGGUCCCUGAACUGCUCCUUGGGCCCAGCCUUUUAGACUCUUUCUCCCGAGGCCAAAAUGGGGGAGGAAGUGCUUGAAGGGAUGGAUAAAGCUGUCUCUCUGGCCUCUGGGCACCAGCUCAGGACCACACCUUUGAGCAAUACUGAAAAUGCCCAGAAUCUACCUGCCCUUGCCUUUCUCCUUCCCAAGCUUUUUCUGAAAAGUCUCUGCCGCUGUCUCUAGCUCCCUCUCUCUAGGAUUUUCCUCUGAGCCAGGGUUGGCUGUCUUCCUGGGGAUCCGGAAUUCAGAGCCCCCAACUCACUCUGUCACAGCCUCCUGCUCCCUGACUUCCAGCCUCUCUCUCAGUCUUGACAUAAUAUGUUUAAGACUCUACCAGCCUGUCCCUAUAGGCUGGGGCACAUUUUCCAAGAGAGAAGAAAUGGGGACCCUUGGUUAGAGGUGGCUUUCUUGGUAGGGGACCCUUGCCUUCUCUGUUUGGGGAAUCCCCAGAAGCAGGGAGAUCCCCUUCCCCAGGUCCAGGGCCUGCCUGUCUUGGCCAAGGAGGCUGGUUCUAAGAAUAGAAAAAUCCCAGCACCAGGGAGCAGGGAUUUGGCUGAUGUUUGCAAUGUCCCACCUCCAGAGAAGCUGCUUCCAGCAACCCAGGAUGGGGAGAAGCAGAAUAGACUAAGGGGGGGGGACUAAAGAUCAAGACCAAGAUAUCAAGCACCUGGAUGCUGUGGACAUUAAAACUACAGACUUGUGAGCUUUGAUGAGUGUACCGAGGCUCCUGCUGGAAUGGAGAAUCCCUGCUCAGCAGGAAGCCGCACCUGUAGGCAUCUUGGGACUAUAGCUAACGGGGUUCCUUUGUACACUUUGGAGGAUGGGACUCUGGGGGAUGGAGUGGACAUACUGUAGGCAAGAGGACAGACCCAGCAUUUGGAUGUCUGUAGUAUUAGAAGGGAACUGGCUUCCCACUGGAGUGUGCAGCUGUGGGAGGGAGAAUGUAGUGAAGGGAAUGAGGCUGAUGAAAUGUAGGAAGGGGGUAAGGGAAGGAAAGCUUUUUGAGGUUAAUGAAGAAUCUGAGGUACUUUAUGGGAGUGGAUUAAUAUGGAUGGAGGGUAAUGUCACAUGCCCAGUUAAAAUGCACCAGGUGUGUUUUUGUUAAUGUUGUUGAUGUUAUGUGAAUGGGAGAAAUCCAUUGGGGAAAGGUCGUCAUGGAAGAAAUGCAGCAAAGGAGACAAUGGAUGUUACAUGGAGAAGAGGAAAUGUAGAUGGGACUGAUGUUGUGUAUGUAAGGGAGAUGUGGGGUUUGUAGGAGUAAUUCUGUACAGGGGAUCUGUACAGGUUUCAGAGAUUGGGAUGAAAUCUAUUUCAAGGUCAAAGCUGGAUAUUUUCCCUAUGUCCAUUCUCAGGAAAAGGCAAAAAUCCUCAAAACCAAGCCCAGAAUUUUUUUUUGGCAGGGGGGAAAAGGAAGUCUUCUGGAUACAUGUCAAAAAAUGAAAGAUCUUAAGAACAAGUCUGUGUUGCACGCAUGUACGAUGUGCCUCAGAUUGGGCCCAGGUGGGGUGGGGGAGGUAAUUAGUCUUCUCCAGGGGUCCACUUGGUUUGCAGCUGUGAUAGAACAGUGUUCUUACAGGGCUUAGGAGCCAGAGCUUUCUCUGAGAGGCAGAGAGAAUGGGUUACCUAGUGGUGAUGAUGAGUUACUCCUCAUAAACUCAAUUAUUUGUAAUUUUCAUAGGAUUUGUAGCUGGACAGGACCUUUGAGACCAUCUAGUCCAACCUCCUUACUUUACAGAUGGGAAAUCAAGGCCUAGAGAAGUUAACUGUCUCAAUAUUCCUCCUGAAGUCUGAGUGCUUUUCUUACUUGCCUACACAACUGUAUCUUUCAGGACUUCAGGAGAAUAGCCCAAGGGAUCCCCCAAAAGAUGAACACACACACACUUUUCCUCUCACACCUUCCUAUUGGCCAGGACACUAUGAAAUAAGGGCCAAAUCUAGUCGAGGAAAAGGAUUGAAAAAUAGGGGAGCCCAACACCUAACACCUCCAGGAUACCCAGCACCCCAGGGUAUUAGCUAAUUUGCAACAUACCUCCAAGGCUUCAGGUCCUUAAAUCAAGUACACAUUAUCCUUUUGUGCCUCAGUUCCCCCAUCACAAAAAUGGGGUAAAAGGAACCUACCUCGUUGGACUAGGGUUGAAGCUGAGUUGACUCUGAAUGGCCAUAUCGUGGCCUGUUACCUCUAGGUUACUCCUUUCCCUGUCUUACAGCGUCAGCCUGGGAGCCUGUGCUUAGGAAGGGCAGGGAAAGGCUCCUUCCUUGUUCUUAGCUCGUACAACUUUGUCAGAAAUGGAAGAGCCGAGGGUCCAUUGUCUGGGAGAAGAAAGCAGAAUUCUGCGUCACGAUGCCGAGAAACACUGGCCUCUUCUUUUUCCCUCCCCAAAUUAUUUUAAUAUGAAAGUGGAAAAAAAAAAAGCCAAAUGGCUAGUUGUUAAUCAGCUCUCAGUCCUAACUGUAUUUCCUGGUGGCUGCUCAGCUCUGAUUGUGAUUAAAGGUUGCGUUCUCCCAAACGUGUCUGGUACCCACUUUGAGAGGCCCCGAAUGGGGAAGCCCAGGAAAAUAAGGGAUUUAGACUCAGAGGCCUAAGGCCCUUCAGUUCAAACAUUCUGCCUGAGAUACUCUGCCAUAGCACUGGGUGGUAAAGGCAUGAGCUUUGCUGGUGCUAAGAGAAAAGAGCGAGCCUGUGACCAUUGUUUCACCCAAUAGAUAAGGAGGCUCCCUCCUGGGAGCACCUGUUCUGACUCUGAGACACACCAAGAAAGAGCAGCAAGCCUUCCACUAGAAGAACCUUUCUGCUUUAAAGAAAACAGCUGGGGACAGUAUUUAGGCUAUUUGGGCCUGAGCUGUAUUGAUGGCCUGAGAAAACUCCAUUGUCCCCCUCCAAGCCUUCACUUGAUGAACCAAGAAGUUGUCUUUCUCUUCUGAUUUCAGCGGCACCCCACAGCUACCAGAUUUGGAGUUUUGUGGCUACUCUUUCCUCUUCAACUUUCACCUCCUCCCCACUCCCACAAAUACACAGAAUGAGGGCUGGGCCUUGGGCCUUGCUUGACCUACUGGUGAAUCACCCUCAGGCUGGCCUUUGCUGUACAGCUCAAUGCAGAUUGCAGGAAUUUAUCCAGGGAUUUGGAUUUAGAAGAGACCAUUUUUUUUUUUUUUCUAUAAAAAGCAUCUUCCUUGCACCUAUUUCCCCUGGAAGGCCUUAUUUAUAAUGGGUAAUACAGAUGUUUAGGGAGAUGGAAUAUGUGAAUAGAGAGCCACAGUCCUAAGCUCUGGCCAUAUCAGCUACAGUCCUUGGGAUCAAGACAGAACAAUGAAAAAUGGCCAAGGGGUGGGAGUCAAGGAGUCAUCCCCUCUCCCACCCAGGAGUGGGGUGAGGGGAAUGGAGAAUUACAGUGAGCCCUCAAAAAGGCCAGCAGAAAGAUAGAAAAGUCCUUCUCUUCUUCCCCUGCUCCCUGCCCCUCCCUGGACUGGAUGAUCUCUAAGCUUCUGUUUGAUUUUGCUGUAACAUUCUUGGAUUCUACAAAGAGCAGGAAGGAUCCAAGAGAUCUGAAAGACCAUGACUUGUGGCUUUGGGGUAGGAUGGGGAUGACUGCAGAGGAACCUGUAGGAUUGUCACCUAGAGGGCCGUCCCAUAAAGACAUACCCAGUUCUGCACUCGUAUCUUUAUUGGUGUUGGUGUCUGUGUCUUGAAACUUAGAACCAUUUCCUGGGGUACAAAGGGGAAGGGAUAGUGGUCUUUGUGGAAAACCUUCCCUGAAUCCCCCUUCCAAAAAAGGAGGAGAAAUGGAUUGUAGUGCACUGUGUACCUGAGAUGUUAACUGUUGAAAAUGGACACGUUUCCUCAAAUCGCUGUUGGUGGCCAAUGGCCUAAAUUAUUAAUUUAUUCUUUUCCUUUAAAAGAAGAUGAAGAAACAGCAUUUGUAACAUGUAUUUAUCCUGUAAGUAGGUUUUGAGGUUGGGGGUGGGAGGGGGAGGAGGGUGGGAAAUGGGUUUAAUGUAGCUAAUGUUUCUGCCUUUGAUGAAAUAUGGUACAGGCCCGGUGAAAGUGAAUCCCCUUGUUAACUGCAGCAGGGCGAGAAUAAAGGCAGAGAGAAAUCUGA
This is a messenger RNA of Sarcophilus harrisii (Tasmanian devil), 6793 nucleotides long. It is a transcript of the gene GAB2, whose product is annotated as GRB2 associated binding protein 2. The transcript has 10 exons. Lineage: Eukaryota; Metazoa; Chordata; Mammalia; Dasyuromorphia; Dasyuridae. The coding region runs from base 555 to 2579 and encodes 674 amino acids. The record is from RefSeq and is a predicted model, not a curated record.